This is a messenger RNA of Epinephelus fuscoguttatus (brown-marbled grouper), 3162 nucleotides long. Its product is annotated as tetraspanin-18-like. The coding region runs from base 294 to 1061 and encodes 255 amino acids. NCBI's taxonomy places the organism in Eukaryota, Metazoa, Chordata, Actinopteri, Perciformes, Serranidae. The transcript has 9 exons. Gene Ontology annotation, cellular component: membrane. The record is from RefSeq and is a predicted model, not a curated record.
UAAACGCUCCCAGCAGCAGCUCACAGCCUCACACACCGAGCAGUGAAGACAGACUGUGCUGCUGCAGCUGCAGGAGGAGAGAGGAGUAAAUGUUGGUGAGAGGAGUUUGUUGGAUUUAUUAGUUUGUCCGGAGGAAACUGUUCAAACUUCUACAGCCGUGAAUAAAGAGACAUUCAGGAGGAAACAGCAGCAGCUCAUCUGUCAGCGCUGAUGUAAAGCAGUUCCAGGUCAAAGGUCAAAGACUUCCAUUCUCCUGCCUCCGCUUGAACUCAAGAGCCAUUAAACAGGUACAUAUGGGGCAGGGGGAGGUUUCAGCUCGAGGUUCAGCCAUGGAGGGGGACUGCCUCAGCUGUAUGAAGUACCUCAUGUUCAUCUUCAACUUCUUCAUCUUUCUGGGCGGCUCCUUCCUGCUGGGUGUUGGCGUUUGGGUGCUGGUGGACCCGAUGGGCUUCAGGGAGAUCGUGGCAGCCAACCCCCUUCUGUUCACCGGGGUCUAUGUCAUCCUGGCCAUGGGCAGCAUGCUGUUCCUGCUGGGCUUCCUGGGCUGCUGCGGAGCCAUCAGGGAGAACAAAUGUCUCCUGCUCUUUUUCUUCAUGCUGAUCCUCUUCAUCUUCCUCGCUGAGCUGGCAGCUGCCAUCCUGGCUUUCCUCUUCAGGGAGCAUUUAACCAGAGAGUACUUCAGCAGGGAGCUCAAACGUCACUACCAAGGUCACAACAACACUGACGUCUUUACAUCCACAUGGAACGCCAUUAUGACCACGUUUGACUGCUGUGGCGUUAGCGGUCCCGAGGACUUCGAGGAGAGCCUCUUCAGACUCCUCAGCCCCAAUAAGAUGGUCCCUGAGGCCUGUUGCCAGAGGAACGGUUACCUCGGAGACACCGCUGUGGAGCAGUGUGUGAGCGGCAGCGUGGUCUUCAGACACAACAAGGGCUGUUACUCUGCGCUGGUCGACUACUUUGAGACAUACAUUUACACAGCAGGAGCUCUGGCCAUCGUGGUGCUGACCAUCGAACUCUUCGCCAUGGUGUUUGCGAUGUGUUUGUUCAGAGGUAUCCAGUAACCGCUGCGUCCACACGCAUCAUCAGCGGCCGUCAGUGCAGAGAACACAAACUGUAAAAUAUGAAAUGUAUUUGUACAGUGAUAGUUUCUGUGUCUCAUUGGUUUUGUGACAUCAUUUUGUACUUCACAGCAGCAGUGAGGCGUUUGAGGUACUGCUUAGGGCACAGUAGACACACACAGGAAGUAAUCCGCCACCUGAAGACGAGGUUCUGCACUGUUUCCUCCAAAGUAAAGGAUUAACACUGGUGCUAAGAGGCUCUGCAGGCUGAGGGCAAACUCAUUUAUAGGUGGUCACUUGAAUGAAUCUGUGUCCUGGAAACACGCUCAUGAUUUACAGCCUGAUUCUCACCUCGACUGGUUUUCAGGAUCUCAGAGAGUCUGCACAAUUUCUGCACAGCACAGGUCAGGUUCAAGCAGCACAUGAUAACAGGCAGUGAGCCUCAGAACAGAAUUAUAACGAAAAUGUGAAGAUGAUCAUUUAGUUUGAGCUGAUCAACAAUGGAAAUCAGACGACGUCGGCCUCAUGCAAGAACACUUUUGUUUUCUCAUCAAAGACUUGUCUUUCUCUUUACUGUUGGAAGUCGCCAAACUCAAGACGUGUUGUUAAACACUUGUUUGAUUCACUGGAUUUGGCUGAUGCGGUCUUCAAAGGACGUGGCCGAUGUCGACCACGAAGGCUGCAGCCCCUGAAUUGAGACACAGCCACUGUUAUCAGGUUGUCCAUACAUCCGUCCCACUCUGGUGAUCCUGAUAUCUCAAGAACACCCUGAGGGAAUUUCUUCAAAUUCAGCACAAACGUCCACUUUGACAACAAUGAUCUAAUCAGAAUGUGGUGGUUGAGGGUCAAAGGUCAAUGUGACCUCACAAAAUGUUUUUGGCCAUAACUGAAGAACUCAUUCACUAAUUAUGACCAAGCUUGACACACAUGUCUAACAGGAUAAAACAAUGAAGUUGCAGUGACUUUGCUUCACAAAACACAAAACCUACAAGCCACUGAGGGGCUGCUAUACCGGUACGUGAUUAUUUUACGCGUCUCCUAUGUGCAGUGGGUCGGUUAAUUCAGACUAACAAGCGUCCGUGCAGCAAUACUCAAGUGUGUUUAUUUACACAUCCUCUGGUGCAUCACAAGAAGCGUCCGUUGAUCCACAUGUACGGAUACCAUUAAUAACUUACAUGCAAAAACAAACAAAGGCUCCAUUGUCGGCCACGUUACACCUGACGGUCAAAAAACUGUAUGCUUCACCGGAAAGCAACUUUCAACUGUCAUGGCUUCAUAUGAGUCCAGAAGGACAUGGAUGUAAACUGUAACUGCAACUUGUCCAGGUCUCGAAGGCAAACAAUUGCAAGGUGGUAAUUCUAGUUGAAGUGUAAAUCCAAUCUCCAGAAGUAAAAAGCGAACACUUGGCUAUCAGUGAACUACACCACAGUCACAUGGCUUCAGCGUCAUCACUAACUUUGUUGCACUGUGCCUGACAGAAAAACAGCUACAGGUCUGUAAAACACAGCCAUGCUGCUGGAAACACAGUGAUGACUCUAAAAACUACUGGUUUUGAUGUUUGUUGGUCUCAAACAGUGGUCUGCAGCUUGGAUGGUGUGUCUCUCCCAGGUGUCACACCAUCCAAGAAACUUGUCAUUGUCCCUCAGAGAAAACUCUAAAUCUGAGAAAGUUUCUGAAUCAGGAACAAAUUCUGUCUUUCUACAGGAGGUUCUUACACGAGGCCGAGCGUCAGCGACACCAGUCAGACAUCGUUAAACGUAUCUGUUCACAGUCAGGAUUUAAAACACGUGUUUACAGGGUCUGUCCACUCACACAGGGUUCAGUGUAAGAUAUUAUAACCAUUAAAGGAGUAUUCUGUAUUUAAGUUUGUGGUGGAGCACCUGUGCAUCAACUUCACAACAUGAGACUGAAUGUGUGUGUGUGAGUGUGUGUUUAUAUGUAAAUAAGCCUCAGUGGGACUGUGUCAGUGUACAGUGUGUGUUUGUGUGUGUUUGUGCACAGUGUGAUACUUUUGUCAGUAGUUAAAUAAAAACAGGAGUUUAGCUGAAACAAUAUUUUACUGUAAAUGUGUGUUUUGAAACUUGAUUUGUAUAAAUGGCACUGA